Manis pentadactyla (Chinese pangolin) is the source of this 2153-nucleotide messenger RNA. RefSeq names its product leucine-rich repeat-containing protein 37B-like. The record is from RefSeq and is a predicted model, not a curated record. The coding region runs from base 1078 to 1977 and encodes 299 amino acids. NCBI's taxonomy places the organism in Eukaryota, Metazoa, Chordata, Mammalia, Pholidota, Manidae. The transcript has 8 exons.
UCACGUGAGACUUGAACUCCCGUCUCGUCGGGUCCAUAAGUUUGGACAGUGGGCCGUGUCGCCCUCGACUGGGAGCUCCGUCUUUCAAGCGCGUUCGCCCUCCUGCCCCUCCUAACGGACACUUCCGCACCUAUAAGAUUUUUCCUGGUUAUUGGAACAGACGAUCUUUCAACGAACUAUGUCAUCAUCUAUUCCCUGUAAUCAGCCUAAUAAUAAAGGUCCAGACAGAUGGGCUAUUUUUCCUUUCUAUUUACUGAGUCAGAGAAGAAUUGAGGACUGAAGCAUGUCAUCACUGUAUCAUUUCAUCCUGAAUGUACGAAAUCCUAACAGCUUAGAAUCAAGCAUAGUUCUUGGCAUACAACAGGAGGAGACUGAUAGUCUGUUGACUGAGUGAAUGAAUGAAAAAAUAAGGAAAUGAAGUUACUUUCUACCACUAAAGAAGCUGCCUGCUGGGAAGGAGACAUGAACACUAAUUUUUAAAUGCCUGCACAGUGAGUCAGAAUGGUGCUGUUCUGGACAACCAGGAAGCCUUGGCCAUCAUGAACAACAGGCUGGCAGAAACCAGUGGGGACAGGUAAGCUACUUUUCUUGAAAGCAGAAUGUCUCAGACUUUAGCUUUGAAGAGGAAGAGUUGCCAGGACUGGACGAGCACUUUUGAAUUUCCCAUGAUGCCAGACCCAGUGGCUCCCUUGAGAAACUGUACCACCUCCACCCUUACCCUUCUCUUAACCAACCCCCACUAUCCCUGGGCUACCAGAAGCCAGAGCCACCCAGAUGUGCAGCCCAAAUCCUGUCUCUCUCACUGGGAAGGGGGAUCUGGAGGGAGGUGUCUGUAGCCUUUGCUUGGGGAGGGGACGCUUGGACUCCAUGAUUCUGAGAAAGGACUUGCUCAGGUGGUGUGGAGCCGAUCUCAGCCUGAGCCUAAUGUGUCAUAAAUGAAGGGUGGGACUAGGCAGGGGAGGGGCACGCAGUUGCUACGGAUAUGUGAGCAUCAGAGAGCUGUCAUAAUGGUUCUGCUCUGGCUUAAGGGAGCUGCUCUGGUCCUCUGGCUCAUUGUGCCCUGGAGCCUUUGCUGCCAUGUCCUGGCUGCGUUUCUGGGCCCCGUGGCUUCUUGUGUUGCUACCAUUGUGGCUGCUGGUCCAAGCAGCUCAGCCUCCGGGUUGGGCCCUGGACCCUGUGCAGCUGACCCACAGACCCCCAGGACCAACCGAGUCCUGGUCUUUGGAUCCCUCCAAUCUCCCUCUUGAAUUUCCCCAUCCACGUCAACAACUGAUGCAUCCUGUGGUUCCUUUCUGGUACACAGGUUCAGCUGGAGAGCUGCCCCCAGGACCAGAACUUUGGGACAAGCCUGGCCAGCAUGAAAGUCCACCAGAGGUGGUUCCGGUGGUGGAUUCCCAGGAUCAGCCUCCAGAGCCCCCGGAGAUGGAUGACAACUACAAAGACCUGCAGGCGGCCCUGGCUGUGCCUUCCUUCACUCCUGAAGAGGCUGAGCCCCCAGUCCAGGAGGAAGCCCCAGCUCCAUCUCCAGCGCGCCCACAGGGGACACUUCCACAUCCCGGGCAGGUUCCCAGUCAGCGUCCAAACCUGACUCAGGUCACAGCUGCACCUGGGGACCUGGACGUUUCCGUACCUCGGCAGCCAGAGCCGUCUGAGGCAGGUUUUCCAUCACUGACUCAGAAUUCAGUGGUGAACACCACCACAAACAACAUAUGUGAGCUCUGUAGCUGCACAGACGAGACGCUGGCGUGCGUUGGUCUCAGCCAGGAGCAGAAGCUCCAGAGUGUGCCCGUGCCAGAGCCCAACGCUCACAAUGGCACCUUCACGAUCUUAAAUUUCCAAGGAAACUCUAUUUCUUACGUUGAAGAAAAUACAUGGAAGUCAUACACUUGGGUUGAGAAACUAAUUCUCGGUGACAAUCAGUUGAGUGAAUUACAUAAGGACUCAUUUGAAGGCCUGCUAUCCCUCCAGUAUUUGUAAGUUAGUUACUCACAUUUAUUUAUGAGCUUUUAUUUAUAUUAUCUAUAACAUAAAUAAGAGUUUAAAUUGGACAAGUUCUAUAAUUUCUCCCAACAAUAAAAAUUUAUAAUUCUGUAAGUCUGUGCAGGGAGGGCGCUAGCCACUCUCUAGCAUUAAAAACCUCCUAGGUGUUUUCA